This is a messenger RNA of Asparagus officinalis (garden asparagus), 1944 nucleotides long. Its product is annotated as heat stress transcription factor A-2e-like. Gene Ontology annotation, cellular component: nucleus. Gene Ontology annotation, molecular function: RNA polymerase II cis-regulatory region sequence-specific DNA binding; DNA-binding transcription factor activity. The record is from RefSeq and is a predicted model, not a curated record. The transcript is spliced from 5 exons. NCBI's taxonomy places the organism in Eukaryota, Viridiplantae, Streptophyta, Magnoliopsida, Asparagales, Asparagaceae. Gene Ontology annotation, biological process: regulation of transcription by RNA polymerase II. The coding region runs from base 386 to 1315 and encodes 309 amino acids.
CCUGUGUUUCUCUAGAAGCUUCUUAACCGACAUACUUUCCGAACCAUAUUUAGCCUCCACUACUUAUUACUCACGAGCCUGCUCCCCUUAUCAGUUCGUUGUCCUGCUUUCGUUGGAUAGCUACGCAUCAGUGCUUGUGUUGCCGAAGCUCACACUUGCUUUGAUUCCUUGAGAUUCUUGCUUAAACCUGCGACCUCUCUCAAAUUCAGUCGACACCCACUUAAGUCUGAUCAUAUGAUUACCGACCGACGCAUCAAAAAUCUCAUCUCGCUUUGAUUCAUGAUCUCCCUUUUCACUAGAACCCACUUCUAUUGCGUCCUGUAAUCGCCAGACCCUCAAUCAAAAUCCGAACUUGGUCGAAAUCAGAACUCGGUAGUCUCCGGCCAUGGAUCCUCUUCCCGCUGAAGUUAAGGUGGAGUAUUCCGAUGGCCCAUCUGCUGCUCCCCCUCCUCGGCCCAAGGAGGGACUGUACGAAGUGGGCCCACCUCCGUUCUUGACGAAAACCUACGAGAUGGUCGACGAUCAGAGCACCGUCGGGAUUGUGUCGUGGAGUGGGGCCAGCAAUAGCUUUGUGGUGUGGGACCCGCAUGCCUUCUCCAUGACCAUCCUCCCGAGGUACUUCAAGCACAGCAACUUCUCCAGCUUCGUCAGGCAGCUCAAUACAUAUGGCUUUCGAAAGGUGGAUCCAGAUAAAUGGGAGUUUGCAAACGAACGAUUCCUCAGGGGUCAAAAGCAUCUUCUCAAAACUAUAAGAAGAAGAAAGGCACCCCCUAAUCCACCUCAUCAACUUCAAUCCCUCGGUUCAAGCCUAGAAAUUGGAAGAUAUGCAUUAGAUGGAGAAAUUGGCGGGCUUAAGAGAGACAAAAACAUACUGAUGAACGAGGUUAUAAAGCUAAGGCAAGAGCAACAGAACACUAGAGCUCAUCUCCAAGCCAUGGAAGAGAGGCUAAAAGGAACCGAGCAGAAGCAACAACAGAUGAUGACUUUCUUGGCGAAAGCAAUGCAAAACCCUAACUUGCUGCAGCAAUUUGCUCAGAAGGAGCAGCACAGGAAAGAGCUGGAAGAAGCUAUUAACAAGAAAAGAAGAAGACGGAUAGAGUUCAGGCCUGAUGAUGUUGAGCCGGUACUUGAGCUUGAAGGCGAGGGACUAAAAGAUUUGUAUCAGUUUGAAGGUUCUGAGUUAGAGAGCUUGACUAUUGGACGUGAGGCUUUGGAGAAUGAUGGGGAAGUUAUAGAAGACGUUGAAGAGGAAAGUGGAGAGCUUAAUGAUGAUUUUUGGGAGGAGCUGCUGAAUGAAGGAAUAGGGAGAGACUAGGAGCCAUUAGCUUUAAUACUCCUGAGGAGACAUUUCCAUCAUCUUAUUCAGAAUGAGGAAUCAUGAGGGUAGAAUUGUGGAACAAAGGAGAGAGAAACCGAGCAUAUAUCCUUCCGUCACAUGAUCACUUUUAGUUUCUGAAUUACUUUUUUUUUAAGUUUGGAGUAAUCCAUUAUUUGCAGAAAUUGGCCUUGUCUGAAAUUUGUCUAAUACCUGUUUUUUAGCAGAUCAGAAGUCCAUUGCGGAGGUUAACUUUAACAGUUGGCUGAUUGAUUUAAUUUGAGGACGCAUGGUGCUCUUAUUACCGUGCUAGCAUGGAUAGCUUCUAAUUGAAGUAUUAUCAAGUACGUGGGGAGGGAUAUGUGAUGAAGCCGAGGCUGCUCUUUGCCGUCAUAAGAUCUAGUUUGGACUAUUUUUUCGUAUUGAAGCCAAGGGAGAAGUGUGUGGGACAACCGAUGGACAAUCAUUUACAAUUUUACAUUGAACGCAUGAAGUUUAGUAAUAUAGAUAUAGUGAUUACCUGGAUUAUUUGCAAAAAUUUUCAAUGUUAAUGAGAUACGGGUCUCCCUUUUCUUUCUACCUGGUGGUGGUUGAGAUUUGAGUAUAGAUGAAUGAAUAGUUUAGAUGAA